Messenger RNA from Psammomys obesus (fat sand rat), 745 nucleotides. It is a transcript of the gene Supt4h1, whose product is annotated as SPT4 homolog, DSIF elongation factor subunit. Gene Ontology annotation, biological process: chromatin organization; mRNA processing; positive regulation of DNA-templated transcription, elongation. Gene Ontology annotation, molecular function: RNA polymerase II complex binding; zinc ion binding. The coding region runs from base 79 to 432 and encodes 117 amino acids. Gene Ontology annotation, cellular component: DSIF complex; nucleus. NCBI's taxonomy places the organism in Eukaryota, Metazoa, Chordata, Mammalia, Rodentia, Muridae. The transcript is spliced from 5 exons. The record is from RefSeq and is a predicted model, not a curated record.
UGGGUACUGGUCUGUUUACUUCCUGCGGCUGUGGAACCUGUGACUGUCUUUCCCUGUGAUCUCGUCGUGUCGGUGAAGAUGGCCCUGGAGACGGUGCCGAAGGACCUCCGGCAUCUGCGGGCUUGUUUGCUGUGCUCCUUAGUCAAGACGAUAGACCAGUUUGAGUAUGAUGGUUGCGACAACUGUGAUCCAUACCUGCAAAUGAAGGGCAACAGAGAGAUGGUAUAUGACUGCACCAGUUCUUCAUUUGAUGGAAUCAUUGCAAUGAUGAGUCCAGAGGACAGCUGGGUCUCCAAGUGGCAGCGCGUCAGUAAUUUUAAGCCGGGUGUAUAUGCUGUGUCAGUCACUGGUCGCCUGCCCCAAGGAAUCGUGCGGGAGCUGAAAAGCCGAGGAGUGGCCUACAAAUCCAGAGACACGGCGAUCAAGACCUAGGUGCAGGCCACAGCGUCUUGCUCUCUACUUCAGUCUGUACUUGUUUCCCUGUGAGAUUAAACGGCGGAGCUCUGAACACUCCUGCCCUUGGAUCAGCAGACUUCUGUGAAAGCAUUGCAUCCGGCCCUUGAGUCAUCUCACUUUCUCUGACCACUGGUGUAGUGGGAGUGUCUGGCUUGGUGGAUUCUCAGAGGCUGUAUCAAGGAGAGAGUAAGAUACUGAUUUUCCUACCUCUGUUCAGGGCCUUGCCUUUGACCAUGGGCAGGACUUUGGUUCAAAUUCCAAUAAAAUGAACUUUGGGGAUAUACUUAAA